Molecule: messenger RNA, 1576 nt
Organism: Gamsiella multidivaricata
Lineage: Eukaryota; Fungi; Mortierellomycota; Mortierellomycetes; Mortierellales; Mortierellaceae
Exons: 3
Coding region: 226-1461 (411 amino acids)
Source: RefSeq, a predicted model, not a curated record
GCUAUGAAUAUCCGCACUACGGUAUGCUCGCAAAAAGCUAGUGAGUACUGUUGUCAGAAUGAUGCCAUCCACGGGAGGAGCCAUUGAGGGCCAGUCACUGCUCUGCAAAGCGCACACACGCAGAGACACGAAUUGGUCGACUGGGCUGUGCUGUGAGCGUAGCAGAGGAUGGAGCAACAGGUCCAUCUCUUUCACUCAAUUUACCAUCCUAUUCUCUGAUCAGCAAUGGCACCUUCAAGCACCACAGCAGCAACCGGUCGGCUCACCAGGGCAUCCUCGCGGACAUCAACAACGUCGGCAUCGACAACCAAAGGCGCCGCGAAGACCGUCUCUGCCACCAAACCUAAAACAGAAACGACAAAGAAAGCUACAGCAACCGGCAAAGGAUCCAAGAGGCAGGCGGCCUCAAAAGCCGGCGCCCGUAAGCGUGUGAAGCGCGAGGAAUAUGACGAGGAUGAAGAAGAAGAAGAAGAAGAGAGAGAGGCAAGCGAAGCAGAGGAAGACAAUGAUCAAGAGGAUUACAAGGAUGAAGACGAGGAGAACGAUGAGGACAGCGACGCAGAUGAUUUUGAGGACUCCAGCUACGGUAAGAGUCGCACGCGCCAGACAACCAAAGCAGCUCCUUCGUCCAAAAAAUCAAAAUCAACGGCAACGAAGAAGACCUCCGCAGCCAAGCCGUCGAGGUCUUCCAGCAAUCCCGAUCUGCAACCAGCCGGUUACAAAAAGUUCAAGGUCUCGCCCGUUGUCAUCCCCCGGCCAAAGAAGCCUGCUGCAGAUGCUAUCCAGCCCGAGACGCUCGAGUUCAUUAGGGACCUGAAGCUCAACAAUGACCGCGAAUACAUGGAUCAGAACCUGGAGCGAUGUCAACAAGCCAAGGCAGAUUUUUUGGAUUUCAUUCGCAUGGUCAAGGAAGGGCUACUGGAGGCGGAUCCUGAUAUUCUCAACGUAGAGCCUAAGGAUUCUAUGAUGCGAAUCUAUCGCGACAUCAGGUUUUCGAAUGACAAGAGUCCCUAUAAGCGUUCGUUCUCCUGCUUCUUUUCAAAAGGCGGUAAAAAGUCUAUCGCUGCAGGUUAUUUCUUUGGCGUUUCUUCAGAAGGCGAAACGUUUGCAGGAUGUGGAAAAUGGGAUCCCUCAGGCCCGGUGCUGGUUCGGAUCCGCCAAGGCAUCGUCAACCACUCGGAGCGAUUUGAGGAGAUCCUGAGUACAGAUGCCAUCAAGAAGAUCACGGGCGGGAAGACUGGACUGGAUGCUCUUCGGCCUGGGUCAUCACAGCUCAAGACAGGGCCUGCAGGGUUCGACAAGAAUCAUCCGAUGAUCGAAUACCUGAAGCGAAAGUGCUUUGCGAUCGGCAGGACCUUCACGGACAAGGAGGUGGUGAGCGAGGGGUUCCUGGAGGAGGUACUGCAGACCUUUGAUGCGUGUGUGGAUCUGGUCCACAUCCUGAACGACUGGAUUGGAUAGAGGCCAUCAUCGCUGUAGCCCAUGCAAAAAAAUAAAAUAAAAGUCGUCCUCUGGUGCAGAAAUAAGGUCCAGAAUUUAAGAUUUCACCGCAAGCUGCGGAUUUUCGGAAUAAAAU